AUGGCUGCCCCUGCCGAACAGCGCAUUGCUGUGCCCAUCGACGACCCGAAUGCGGACACUGAGUGGAAUGACAUACUCCGGAAACAUGGCGUCAUCCCCGAGAAACCCCCUUCACCUACUCCCAUGAUCGAUGAAGCAAUCCAAGAAGGCCGUCGACUAGCACACGAGAACAGGUUAGAGGGCAAGGAGCUUGACGAACUCGAUGCGCUCGAAGACGACGAAGACGAGGCCUUCCUGGAGCAGUAUCGACAGAAGCGAAUGCAAGAGCUGAAUAGCCUGACCAAGAAGUCCAUACAUGGCACUGUCUACCCGAUAACGAAACCCGAAUACUCGCGUCAAGUCACGGAAGCCUCGAACAACAGCCCAGUCUUUGUUAAUCUCACAUCACCUAUGGGCAACAAUGUCGAGUCGAGAGUCCUGUCAGAACUUUGGCGGCAGGCAGCCAAGGAAUACGGAGACAUCAAGUUCUGCGAGAUCAGAGCUGACAAGGCAAUCGAGAAUUAUCCCGAUCGCAACUGCCCGACGAUCCUCGUAUACAAGAAUGGCGAUAUCGUCAAGCAGAUUGUCACCCUCGUCACCGUCGGAGGCGUUCGAAUAAGCAUGAUGGAGAUUGACAACUUGCUUGUCGAAGUCGGGGCUGUUGGCGAGAAGGACAUGAGAGUGGUCAAGCGGAAGAGAGCGGCGGAAGAUGCGAGGGAAGAAGAGAUGAUGGGGAAACGGAUCAAGAGUGGGGACUUGAGACAUGCGACGGAUGGUGAUGACGACGAUGAUGAUUGGGAUUGA
Anthostomella pinea is the source of this 783-nucleotide messenger RNA. The record is from the annotation of a GenBank genome assembly. Lineage: Eukaryota; Fungi; Ascomycota; Sordariomycetes; Xylariales; Xylariaceae.